Messenger RNA from Octopus bimaculoides (California two-spot octopus), 2588 nucleotides. RefSeq names its product cholecystokinin receptor type A. Lineage: Eukaryota; Metazoa; Mollusca; Cephalopoda; Octopoda; Octopodidae. Gene Ontology annotation, cellular component: plasma membrane. Gene Ontology annotation, biological process: neuropeptide signaling pathway. Gene Ontology annotation, molecular function: neuropeptide receptor activity; gastrin receptor activity. The record is from RefSeq and is a predicted model, not a curated record.
UUGAUUCAUUGUUCAUAUGUUGCGAUAUAAUACAACAUACAUACUUAUUUACCCGUACGGUAUGUUGACAAGGUAUGCGAUUUAUAAAUAUAUAUAUAUAUAACUGCUGAUAGGUUUUGAUAUACAUAGAAACAUACGUACAUACAUAGAUAUAAACAUAUAUACAUACAAACACAUAUACAGACACACUAAUAAUGUUUGGUUGGCACGUGAGAUAUAUCUAUCUACAUUUACUGGUACGUUUGUAUGCUGGUGAGAUAUAGGCUGUUUUCUUUGGACUGGAUACAAAAGCACUAUUAUAUAUGUUUUUAUUUACUUAUAUAUUUAUUUGUGUGUGAAUUGAAUUGAUAGACAUUCGUCAAAUGAAUCAACUUCGUUAUAUUACUGAUAUUUAUUUCACGGAUGGAAAUUAAACUUUCAACCGAUAAGCAGGUUUUUAUAUGCAAAACAGACAAGGAAAAAAUUUUAAUACCGCUGAAGAAUUGAACUCGAAAUUUCGCUGUUUGAUCUACCCACACCACCGCCACUUAUACAGAGCGUGUGAGUGUGCGUGCGUGUGUGUGUGUGUGUGCGGUAGAAAGAAAGUGUGUGAUUGUGUGUAAGUGUAUGUGUAUAAAGAGAAUGAUAUUCGUUUAUUAAACAACAGUUCCGAUAUGCUGAUAUCAACAUGGUUAAUGUAAAAAGUCAAGGUUUCGGAGCAUUUUCAAUAAUGAAGAAAUUUUUGUUGUUGAUUGUCAGUUACGAUACUUUCGGUGGGGGUACAGGUGUGACAGGUGUGGCAGGUGUGACAGGUGUGACAGGUGUGACAGCAACCACUGUAACAAUAGCGAUGGUGAGACCUACAAGAGGCCGAAACUCCAGUGGCUACCAUCUGAAUAGCAAUAACAUCACCGGCACCAUCAGCAGGAGCAACAAUAAAAAUAACAAUAAAAACAACCAGAACAGUAUCAUCAUCAUCGCCAACAACAACAACAACAACAGCAAUGACAGUGUCGAUAAUAGCACGGGCGAUGGAGUCGGUUUUGAAGCUGGAAGUUUAGGUUACCAUGUCAACGGUGAACAGCGACCCCUGAACCAACGCCAGCAGACAACUCACAAUGACCACCAUUAUUCUUAUCACCGCCGACAGCAGAAACGCCGCAACAACAACAACAACAACAACAGCUACCACCAUCCUUAUGUGUACGAUAAUCUUUUUGACGAUGUGGAUAACAUCAGCGACAUCGGGGACAACAACAAUAACAAUAUUAGCAACAACAACACUAAUAAUAAACGCAACCAAACAACGUCGAAUCGAAACUUUAAACAUUGGAUUACGGACAUUCGGAUACCGUUUUACAUCAUAAUCUUCAUACUGGCCGUUGUUGGUAACUCUUUGGUCAUCCUUACCCUUGUCCAAAAUAAGCGCAUGAGAACCGUGACCAAUGUGUUUUUGUUAAACCUCUCCAUCAGUGACCUUCUCCUGGCAGUUUUCUGUAUGCCCUUUACACUAAUACCUACUAUAAUGCAGGACUUCAUUUUUGGGAAAACUGUUUGUGUUUUGAUACGAUAUUUACAAGCUGUUUCAGUGGCCGUAAGCUGUUUCACUUUGGUCGCAAUAUCUCUGGAACGAUACUUCGCCAUUUGCCGACCUCUACAGUCUCGUAGUUGGCAAACGGUUACUCACGCUUACAUCUCGAUCGUUAUAUGCUGGGCACUGUCAGCUAUGAUUACAAUACCAAUCGCCACUUACAACAAACUGGUACCUUACAUAUCAUUUAGCAAGUGUGAAGAAAAAUGGCCGGCUAAAAUUGGAGAGCAGAUCUAUACGAGUUUGUUGGAUUUGGUUCUACUGUUUGUACCAAUUUUUAUUAUGUCCAUGGCAUAUGGAAUGAUCUGUUUCACCCUUUGGAAAGGAAUUCGUCUCGAAAGACUUGCAGAAAAAGUGAAUCAGAAAAGGCAAGGAACCUCAGAUGAAAUUGAAACAAUGAUGUGUAGUGGAAGAGCGGUCGGUGAAACUCCUAUCCGUACUCAGAAAAGAUCGAAACACUUCUACGAUUACAGUGGUGGCAUACGACAAUCUAACAGUGAAAAGAGUCAAGCUGCAAAACUACGGGUCAUCAGGAUGCUAUUUGUAAUAGUAUUAGAAUUCUUUGUCUGCUGGUGUCCUCUUUACUUCAUUCAAACUUGGUUGUCGUUUGAUAGUAAAGGGGCAAAUGAAAAUAUAUCGCCAACCCUACUGGGGUUCGUCUAUCUUCUCGCCUACACAUCAUCUUGCACUAAUCCCAUAACGUACGCUUUCAUGAACAAAAAGUUCCGUCAAGGAUUUCUAUCAGUUUUUCGUUGUUGCAAAGUAAGCAAAUCAAACAUCAGCCGACGUCCCAACACAUCAAUGUCAGGAUUCAAUGCCUCAUCUCGAAUAGCAACAAGUCGUAUAGUGUUAUACGAUAAAGUUCAGUGAGACUCAUGGUCGCUUUCGAAAUAUCACUUUAAUGUAAAAGCAGUCAUAAAUUUACUCUUUAUCGGGGUAAUAAGAUUUUUCGUAUGAUAUGAGAGAGAGAGAGAGAGAGAGAGAGAGAGAGAGAGAGAGAGAGAGAGAGAGAGAGAGA